AUUAACCUUUUUUUUUGCUUUAAAAAAGAAUAAAAAUGUAUUAAACAUUUUAAGACGACAAAAUAGCAUAGAAGCUAGAACAAAAACUUGAAAAGUCCUCGUUGCUUUCGACAUAAUUCUAAAAUAAACCCUGCAUGGAUCACGUCUAUAAAAUGCGACCUAAACCAGCGGAACAGUAGUUUGAAAAGAAAGUUUGAAACGCCUGAGGAGUCUGAACUGAAAUAAUUUUAACGAUGGAAUCGGGCUCAAAACUCGAGGAAUUAAAUUUAACUUCGGAUGAAAUCGACCGCUUCAGCAAAGCCUUCAAGGAUGAGAAAUUCAGGGAGAUGUUGAAGGAAUAUGCAGAAGAAAUCUCAAAUCCGGAGAACAGAAAGAAAUAUGAAGAAGAAAUAACGAUGAUGGAGCAGGAGAGGGGCAUGGAUAUACAGUUUAUUCACCCCAAGCCGUGUCGCGUCCUGAAGACGAGCGUGAGGGGUGAACAGAAAUGUUUUAUCAAUAUCUGUAGCAACGAGUUGAUCGCUAAGCCUGAGUGUAAGCCUGGAAAGGGGAGCGACGAUAAAUUGGGACAGCACUGGUCUCUCCCUUACAGUCUAGCACCGGGAAGGCAAGAUCUGGACUCGAAAGGCAACCGACACAUGAUAUACGAUGUCGUAUUCCACCCAGAUACACUUUAUAUUGCCGGGAAAAACGAGAGAUUUAUGAAAUUAGUAGACAGAACCGCGAUGGAAGGCAUCCAGAAACAGUUCAACGUCAAACUAGAUGAAAGAAAUGUCAAGGUAUUAAAAAUGAAGUACAAGGGGGUUCCCCACCCGGCGGUGAUUCGUAAGCCUCUGCACGGGCAUCCGGUUAAAGAAACGGAACCGGUGAACCCGAAUGAUCCUUUACAGUUCCCAUAUCCUUACGACAAAAAAGGAAACACUGCUCAAGAAGAUAACACUGUGAUCAGAGAAGAAAAAUUAGACUACAUCAAACCGGCACCCAACCAAAGCAAUGAGCCCACUGAACCCCGUUACACGAUUAAGUACAGGUCAUACAUUGAUUUACAAGAUUACACGUGCUCCCGCGACACUGCUCCCGGCCCUCGACCCAAAGAGAUCGUGAUCACCGUUGACCUGCCUCUUCUGAAGUCGGCAGCGGAUGCAGAGUUGAACGUAACGGAAAAACAGUUCUUGCUGGAGUCCAAGAAACCAGCGUAUAGACUGGUAGUGACUUUACCUUAUCCCAUUGACGAAAACCAAGGGGAAGCCAAGUUCGUUAAGCUGAAAAAACAGCUGGUCGUUACUUUAACUGUGUUGCCACUGAAGCGGCCGACCACAGCCCAGAUGAACACUCAUCUGGUCGGUGAAACUCUGUGUGGAAAGGACAGGUUCGAAGAUCUCGAACCCGGCAGCGCUGAAAAGGCCGAGAACGAAACACUGGCCGACGACCUUGUAAAACAGCAGGAGACCAACGUGAUGCAAAGCCCAGCUACACCUGUCUCGCCAAAGUCUCAACCGAAAGAACUUGACCCGUCUGAAGGCGUAGACAUCAUUCCUGAACCGAUAGCGACUGAUACUCAAAAGGGAAGUGGAGGAAGCAUCUAUUGUCUGCAAAGCAGUAAAUCAUGCUGUCCAAACGAUGCUUCACAAUCCACGGACCACACCUGUGAUGACCAACUCGCAACGGAGACAAACCCAUCCAAUGAUGAAUUAUUCAGAGAAGAGAGGGAUGCUGACAUGUCUCAUCAAUCUCGGGAUGAGGAUAAUAAUAUACCAGAGGAAACUGCAAAUGCUGCCUGUGUCAUUCUCUCCAGUGUGGACAGCAGUGUGAGAGAUGAGCCCUCAUCUCCAGAAGCUGUUAUUCAAGAGAUGGAGAAAGAGACCAACACGCAUGCAGCAGUAAAAAGAAAACAGAUCACUACCUGCCAUACAGCAUGUGAGCCUGUCUGCAGGUUUGCACUUAACAAGGGCAAUAGCACAGAGCAAACGAGACCCGCCUCAGUCAAACAGGCUACAAUGAAACAUUCAGAGACCGUAGGCAGUGAUCUGAAUCCCAGUGCUCCUUGCUCAGAUAGCAAAGAGGUACCUUUUACUGCUUUGAAGACAGCAGGCACACCCGUUGCCACUGGCAUAGGGCAAAGAGCUAGCAGAACUGCGCAUUUUAAAGAGGAGUCUGGAGAACGAGAUGGAAAUGAGCUUGAUGAGGAUGAUCUACUGACAGAGCAGAAGAAUGAGUUCAUGGACAGUGAACCAGCACCAGCUAUCAUUAGGGAAAUUAACCCUACAGAUGGCACUGUGGAGGUUCUUAAUAAUCACACCACUUCGGCUAGAUUCUCAUUUCUGAACUCCCUUUUAUAUGAGCUGGACUGAUGCUGUUCAUUAUACAGUCCCCAUGAUAAUUGCUACUUCUCCAUUCCCCUUUAUUAGUCAGAAAAAUAAACUGUUUGCAACACGUAGUCAAAACAUCUAAUUUGUUACACAGCAAGUACGGUAUUGAACAACAAGCCAUCUAUUUCUGUGUGUAGUACUAAACAUUGUGGAUAGGUUGCAAAAAGUCCUCUAACUAUAUACGUAAACAUAUUUCCUUAAUAGAAACUGCGGGUUAACAUCAUAUAAGUAUGCAUCUUACUGAUAUGCAGUGUUAAACUUUUAGGUUUCCUGUGACAGUUAAUGAAUGUGUGGGUUCCUUUCUUUUUUUAAUCUAUUUCUGAAACAGCCACAGGAAAACACUUCAAGCAUUCCACUAAAUUUAGAAGUCAUUAGCCAUUGUAGGCGUUCUCUACCUUGUGAAGAAUAUUGUAUUAAAUAAUCUGUUUAUUUCA
Lepisosteus oculatus (spotted gar) is the source of this 2800-nucleotide messenger RNA. RefSeq names its product dynein axonemal assembly factor 2 (gene dnaaf2). Gene Ontology annotation, cellular component: cytoplasm. Lineage: Eukaryota; Metazoa; Chordata; Actinopteri; Semionotiformes; Lepisosteidae. Gene Ontology annotation, biological process: cilium-dependent cell motility; epithelial cilium movement involved in extracellular fluid movement; axonemal dynein complex assembly. The record is from RefSeq and is a predicted model, not a curated record.